This is a messenger RNA of Myxocyprinus asiaticus (Chinese sucker), 2733 nucleotides long. RefSeq names its product lysine-specific histone demethylase 2. The record is from RefSeq and is a predicted model, not a curated record. Lineage: Eukaryota; Metazoa; Chordata; Actinopteri; Cypriniformes; Catostomidae. The transcript is spliced from 20 exons. Gene Ontology annotation, molecular function: oxidoreductase activity; zinc ion binding; protein binding. The coding region runs from base 140 to 2668 and encodes 842 amino acids.
CUGUGAGUUUCCUGUAGAUGAAGCAGAAUAAACGCCGAUGAAUUUAAUGCGUUUAAUUCAACAAUAAACCAUCAAGUAUUAAAGUAAUCAAAGAACAACUCGUCCUAUUUGCUGUUAUUAAUCAUAAAAAUCAUCAUCAAUGCAGUCGGACUCAGCGAGUGGUGGGCGGUGUCGGGGGAGGAAGCGGUCAGCAGCAGUGGGCGGGCUGGAAUCUAGUGGGCGGGGCCGAAGCAGCACACCUGCAGCACAGAGCAGACGUAAAGCCCCUGAGACUGAGGAAGAGGAGGAUCAGUCUGAGAAGAAGUUCAGGAAGUGUGAGAAAUCGGGAUGUCCAGCGACUUACCCUGUGUGUUUCGCCAGCGCGUCUGAAAGGUGUGCUAAAAACGGCUACACGUCUCGCUGGUAUCACUUAUCAUGCGGUGAACACUUCUGUAACGAGUGUUUUGAUCAUUACUACAGGAGUCAUAAAGAUGGUUACGAGACGUUCUCUGCGUGGAAGAGGGUUUGGACCAGUAAUGGCAAGAGUGAACCCAGUCUCAAAGCGUUCAUGGCGGACCAGCAGCUGCCGUACUGGGUUCAGUGCACGAAGGCAGAUUGUGGUAAAUGGCGUCAGCUGAGUAAAGAGACGCAGUUAACAACGGCGCUCGCAUCAUCGUAUCGCUGCGGGAUGAAACUGAACAGCGUGAAAACUGAAGGAUGUGACGCGUGUUCUCAACCAGAGGACGGGCGAGUGGCGGGUGUGACGGACAGCUGGUGGCACUCCAUGUUGAUUUUGCCACCGUUGUUUAAGGAAAGUCCCGCCAGUCCGUUUCUCUCUGCAUAUUACCCCGACUGUGUGGGCAUGAGCCCCUCCGCCUCCUCUGGAAACCAGCGUCCUGAGCAGCGAUGCGCCGUUCAGCCUCACAUCUCUGGACUGUCUGUGUAUUUUCAGCCGUUCUAUCAGCCGAGUGAAUGCGGUAAAGCGCUGUGUGUGCGGCCGGACAUGAUGGAGCUCGAUGAACUGUACGAGUUCCCAGAAUUCUCUCGAGAUCCCACCAUGUAUCUGGCUCUGAGGAACCUGGUGCUAGCGCUCUGGAACCGACACUGCAAGGAGGUUUUGACACAGCAGACAUGCGCUCCUCAUGUGAUUGUCCGCGGUCUGGUGCGCAUUCGCUGCGUGCAGGAACUGCACAGAGUUCUGUACUUCAUGACCCGGAAGGGCUUGAUCAACACCGGAGCGCUGCAGGUCAAACGUCCGCUGCUGCCUGAAUCGCACCAUAAUAAGGUGUUGGUCAUUGGUGCAGGUGCUGCAGGUCUAGCGGCAGCUCGUCAGCUGCAGAACUUUGGCAUGCAGGUGGUGGUUUUGGAGGCCAGAGAACGAAUCGGAGGGAGAGUUUGGGAUGAUGUGUCGUUGGGCUUGACCGUCGGUCGUGGAGCUCAGAUCGUGAACGGCUGUGUGAAUAAUCCCAUGGCUCUGAUGUGUGAACAGUUGGGUUUGAGGAUGCACACUCUGGGCGUGCGCUGUGAACUCAUUCAGGAAGGUGGACGUGUCACUGAUCCGGCUGUUGACAAGCAAAUGGACUUCCAUUUUAAUGCCGUACUGGACGCCGUUUCUGAAUGGAGGAAAGACAAACCACAGUCCCAGGAUGCACCGCUCGGGGAGAAGAUCCAGGAAGUAUACAAGGCGUUCCUGCAGGAGUCUGGACUGACCUUCACUGACCUGGAAGAAAAGGUUUUGCAUUUCCAUCUCAGUAACCUGGAAUAUGCCUGCGGAAGCACACUAGACCAGGUUUCGGCGCGCUCGUGGGAUCAUAACGAGUGUUUUGCGCAGUUUUCUGGUGAUCACACACUGUUCACAGAUGGAUACUCGUCUGUCCUGCACAAACUCGCUCAGGGACUCGACAUCUGCCUCAAUACCGCGGUACUUUACCUCACACAGUCCUGCUGUGUACAUUCAUUCAUGACUUCUCCCUCACAGUUAGUGUGUGUGUGUUUGUGUGUGUGUGUGCAGGUUCAGCGUGUGGAGUAUUCUGGAGAUGUUGUGAAGGUCACGUCCACAAGUGGUUCUCACUGGAGCGCACAGAAGGUUCUGGUGACGGUUCCGUUGGCUCUGUUACAGAAGAACAUCAUUGAGUUUGUUCCUCCUCUGCCUGACAGGAAGCUGAAAGCCAUUAACAGUCUGGGUGCUGGAGUCAUUGAGAAAAUCGCACUACAGUUCCCGCAUCGCUUCUGGGACAGUAAGAUCCAGGGAGCCGAUUAUUUCGGUCACGUUCCGCCCUGUCCGGAGAAGAGAGGCCUGUUCAGUGUCUUCUAUGAUCUCCGUCCUCAAGGUGAGGAGUGUGUGCUGAUGUCAGUGAUCACAGGUGAAGCUCUGAAUCUAAUCAGAGAUCUGGAUGAUCAUCAGGUGGUGGAUCUGUGUAUGAACAUCAUCAGACAACUGUUUCAUGAACAGGACGUUCCAGAUCCAGUGAAAUACUUUGUGACUCAUUGGAGCAAAGACUUGUGGUCUCAAAUGUCCUACAGCUUCGUGAAGACGGGUGGCAGCGGUGAGGCAUAUGACAUCAUCGCUGAAGACGUUCAAGGGAAGCUCUUCUUCGCUGGUGAGGCAACAAACAGACACUUUCCACAGACUGUGACUGGAGCAUAUCUGAGCGGAGUACGAGAGGCCAGCAAGAUCACAGCGCUUUAGACCUGUCUCACCAUCACAGCACUGUAGACCUGUCUCACCAUCACUGCGCUUUAGACCUGUCUCAC